AUGACAAGAGCAAAAAAAUCCACCACAACAAAAACUACAACAACGGAAACAUCAGCAACUACAGCGACGACAAACCCGAUCUUUCGUCUGUUCACCUUAGAAACAGUUUCAAGAAACUUGCAACAGCAAAGUGACUCGCGUCGUGAGAAACAACAACAACAACGCGACCACCACGAACGAAGACUGGCCGCUAAGAAGAGGCGGAAGAAAUUUAAGCAACAACUUCGGCAACAACAACAAAACGAUCAGCGUCAACAAUACACUGAACAACAACAGCAACAGCAACAACUCAUUGAAUUACAACCACAGCAGCAACAACCUCAACAGCAAAAUGAGUAUCAACAAAAUUUACAUGAGGAAUUUAAACUUAACAAUGAAGAUGAUGCAAUAACAACAAAAGCGGUCUCAAAAAGAAUAAGUCUUUCAAUCCCAUUCUUCCAAACGAAGUUCGCCUCGGCAGCAACAGCAUCCGCCAACAACACAAACUACCCACAUUUAAACCAACUCAUUCAGCAACACAAACAACAACAACCACAACAAGACAACAACGAUCAAUCGCCUAAGAAACCCGCCCAAGACAAUCCGGAAAAGGAAGAAGAAAAACCUAAACCCAAUAGCCAAUUAGAAGCCGGAAAAAAGUUGCCCCGGAAGUUGGGUUCAUUUCCGGUUGAACUAUUUGGCAAACCGAUAGAAGAGUUGGAUGAAUACUACUUGGAUAAAAAUCAAUCAAGAACUGCCCAGUUCGGAGUUAGUGCAUAA
Molecule: messenger RNA, 759 nt
Organism: Helobdella robusta
Lineage: Eukaryota; Metazoa; Annelida; Clitellata; Rhynchobdellida; Glossiphoniidae
Exons: 3
Coding region: 1-759 (252 amino acids)
Source: RefSeq, a predicted model, not a curated record